Trichosporon asahii var. asahii CBS 2479 is the source of this 930-nucleotide messenger RNA. RefSeq lists its product as uncharacterized. Lineage: Eukaryota; Fungi; Basidiomycota; Tremellomycetes; Trichosporonales; Trichosporonaceae. The record is from RefSeq and is a predicted model, not a curated record. The coding region runs from base 1 to 930 and encodes 309 amino acids. The transcript has a single exon.
AUGAAAAUGUACAAUCAGUAUCUACGUCUUUUACUUGUUGAGCACACCGAGCUCCUCGAGCCUGCGGUCGACGACGCGCUGGAUCAGGUCCGCAAUCCGGCUCUCGUGUCCGAGGAUGUACUUGCCCGCGCAGUCGACCUCGAUGUUGACCCUGUCUCCGGCCUUCUUACUGGAGAGCGUGAGCUUCUCCUGCGAGUGCGCAAUGAGCAUGAUGCCAAACUCGAGCUUCUUGUCGUCGACAAAUGUGAGCGUGAGACUGGCGCCGUCGACGGUGACAAAUCCCUUCUCGACGAGGUAGGGCAUCAUCGCUGCGUCCUUCUCGUCCAACGCGAAGGUGUACCGCAGGGACGCUCCGUCGGGCUCGACCUUCUUGAUCGUCGCCACGCCGUCGACGUGGCCCUGUACCAUGUGUCCGCCGAAUCGGGAGUGCGCGGCCAUGGCGCGCUCAACGUUGAUCUUGUCCCCGGGCUUGAAGUCGCCGAGAUUGGUCCUCGAGAGGGUUUCCGGCGCAAGACCGACCUUGAAGCUGUCCUUGUCAAAGGUCAGGACCGUGAGGCACGCGCCGUUGCAGCAGAUACUGUCGCCGAUGUGGCAGUCGUCGAGAAUCGGCGCCGCAUCGCUGAUCGUGAAGAUGUGCUCGGUGCUCGAGGUCGAGGGCUCGACGUGCGAGACGGUCGCGACGUGCUCGACCUGGGGUUAGCUAAAGGUCACAUCAGACCAGCUUACGAGUCCGGUGAACAUUGCUGUUUGUUUUGUAGAGGGGAAAGGGUGAAGAAGGAAGACAGAGAUGGAUCAGUCAGCUAUUCCGACGAGGUGGACGUUCAUUGCCGAGCUAGACCGGGGCCGGCUGAGUCGACCGGCCACAGCCGCUCACCGCUCACCCAGCCAACAGCUCAUGUUGGACCAACCUUAUUCCAUCCACCCCGUUAA